UCUUCCAGCAAAGUGAUGACCACCGCCGUGAAAGUAAACGGGUUUAACAAAAUGAAAUCAACUGAAAAGGGAAUACAAUUAGCCAUGAUCCCGAAGUAUUCCCUGAUGGGUCCUUGCAAGGGACACAUGUGCACAAAGAGCAGCCCACUUUGUUUGGGAUCAUCUUGCAAAUUGUCCACCCAGUUUAUCAUCCAAGAUCAUAUGGCAAUACAUUUCAACAACCUUCUUUCAACCAAAGCUGCUGUUGAUACAUCUAUGCCAAAAACCUUGUCUACGAGCAUUAAAUACAAAGAUCAACUGAAAAGAGAGAGACUCAAGAAAGCGGUACAAAAGUAUGAGAAGAAAAUUCUGUACCUCCAUCCAUCACCUCAAAUGAACACCGGGUCUGUCUCACCAUCAGCAUGCAGACUUAGAAGAAAAUGAAAAUGACCCCCCUAUGCAAAGGAUUGGUUACUUACUCAAUCCUGGUUAUACUUUCAACAGUCUCCACGCUAACCUGAAAGCAGAUAGGUAAGCUUUGAA
Molecule: messenger RNA, 522 nt
Organism: Mobula hypostoma (lesser devil ray)
Lineage: Eukaryota; Metazoa; Chordata; Chondrichthyes; Myliobatiformes; Myliobatidae
Product: spermatogenesis-associated protein 7-like
Exons: 6
Coding region: 16-423 (135 amino acids)
Biological process (GO): microtubule cytoskeleton organization; photoreceptor cell maintenance; protein localization to photoreceptor outer segment
Cellular component (GO): photoreceptor distal connecting cilium; rod photoreceptor outer segment; ciliary basal body
Source: RefSeq, a predicted model, not a curated record